Molecule: messenger RNA, 3374 nt
Organism: Diprion similis
Lineage: Eukaryota; Metazoa; Arthropoda; Insecta; Hymenoptera; Diprionidae
Product: kelch-like protein 5
Exons: 10
Coding region: 269-2092 (607 amino acids)
Molecular function (GO): protein binding
Source: RefSeq, a predicted model, not a curated record
UUCACUAUCUGUAGUGUCAAACGAGCAUUGUUUACAUCGUGUCUGUCAAAUUGAAGUAUAAACAAAAGAAUAGCGUAAUAUAACCGUUGAGCGUUGAUUUUAAAAGAACGAAAUGAGGCAAGCCCGGCUAAAUUUUAAAACGGAUAUUUAAGUGUGGGAAAAGGAUCAAAGAAUUAUUUUAAAUACGUGUAGCAACAAUUACCUUGUUGUGUUCUUUGUUAGUUUGCUUUAGUCGCGAGUUUUUUUUUCAAUUAGAAAACCCGAAACAAUGCCGACAGCCCGAUCGAACAAAGGCGAUCCGGAGAUUCGUUUUUCGCAGAGAGAAGCAUCGACGAGCGAGCAGAGCAUAUCCAGCAUUGUAUCAAGCAUUUCAAUAUCACAGGAUGAAAACUUUCGGGUUCUCAAGCAUGCCGAGAACAGCCUCAAAGUUAUGGAGUCUUACUUCCAGAAACAACAGCUCACCGAUGUCACUUUAGUGGCGGGCAACAAACGGAUCCCUGCGCAUCGUCUUGUUCUUAGCGCAGGCUCAGAAUAUUUUGCGGCAAUGUUUACAAGCACCCUGAGAGAAUCGGCACAGAAUGAAAUCGAGCUGAUGGGUGUUGACGGAGAUGCGCUCUCGGCGCUCGUCCAGUACUGUUAUACCGGAUGCAUAGAACUGCGAGAAGACAGCGUCGAAACACUGCUGGGAACUGCGUGUCUGCUACAAUUAAACCCGGUGGUUAAAGCCUGCUGUCAUUUUUUAAUAAAACAACUUCACCCAAGUAAUUGUCUCGGGAUAAGAAUGUUCGCCGAUACUCAAGGCUGCGCUCAUUUAUUGAGCGUCGCGCACGCAUACACGACCGAACAUUUCAUGGAAGUAAUAAGCAAUCAAGAAUUUUUAUCCCUAUCUGCUAACGAAGUUGCUAAACUUUUGGAAUCCGAGGAUGUAAACGUUCCGUCAGAGGAGACGAUCUUUCACGCUCUAAUGACAUGGUUGCAGCACGAUCCUGAAAAUCGGUGCAAGGAUGCGAGCAAGUUACUGAGCUACGUUAAACUGCCGCUACUGUCGCCUGCUUUCAUCGCGGACCACAUCGAAAGCAACGAGGUAUUCAGAGACCAAAGAGCCGCUCAAGAUUUAGUCAUGGAGGCGUUAAAGUACCAUCUACUACCUGAACGUAGACCGUUGUUACAAUCCGGUCGUACUAGGCCUCGGAAAGCAACCGUUGGUUUAUUGCUGGCCGUAGGAGGAAUGGAUGCUAACAAAGGUGCUACAUCUAUCGAUGCAUUCUCACUGAGGGACAACGCGUGGAAAAACUUGGCAAACAUGAGCGGAAGACGUUUGCAAUUCGGUGCUGCAGUUGUGGAAAAAAAAUUACUAGUCGUCGGAGGAAGGGAUGGUCUCAAAACUUUGAACACCGUCGAAUGUUUCGACUUUUCUAGUUUGACUUGGAACACUUUGCCACCAAUGAAUACGCAUCGACAUGGAUUAGGAGUCGCGGUAUUAGAAGGACCUUUGUACGCUGUGGGAGGACACGAUGGUUGGAGUUUUCUGAACACAGUAGAAAGAUGGGAUCCAGCAGCGCGCCAAUGGAGUUACAUUGCUCCCAUGUCGACGCAAAGAUCGACGGUCGGCGUCGCAGUGCUGAAUAACAAGCUCUACGCUGUAGGUGGCAGAGAUGGUAGCUCAUGUUUAAGAACAGUGGAAUGCUACGAUCCCCAUACAAACAAAUGGACACCUUGCGCUCCAAUGUCGAAACGCCGAGGAGGAGUUGGCGUCGGUGUUGUAAACGGGUAUCUUUACGCUUUGGGAGGACACGACGCGCCUGCAAGCAACCCCAGUGCGAGUCGAUUCGACUGCGUUGAAAGGUACGAUCCUAAGACCGACACGUGGACAAUGGUGGCAGCAAUGAGCGUAGCCAGAGACGCGGUUGGCGUUUGCAUACUGGGCGACAGACUUUUAGCAGUUGGUGGAUACGAUGGUCAACAAUAUCUCACUCUGGUUGAGGCUUACGAUCCUCAUCUAAACGAGUGGCAAGAGGUAAAUGUUUCGCCAUUAAAAAUGGGCAGAGCGGGACCCUGUGUGGUUGUGAAAAAUCUAAUUGGAAAAACUUGAAGAGAGUUCAAUCUUACAAGUGGUCCAAUGGUUUGGUUUUUUACAGGAACAUAGUAAAAUUAGUAUAAUUUCAAAGGAGUAUUCAAAACAUCAAUCAAUUUUCAGAACUGAUACAAUCUAAUGCAGCUUACUUGCAAAUGCUUUAACUUAAAAUUAAUUUAUAAAUCUAAUAGUAAAAUUUUGGUGAUAGAAAUGAAUUGAUAAUUAGGGAUGUCUAAUUGAUUUGAAUAUCAACUGUAUUCACGUUGAAAAAAACAGAACAUACGCGUGGUCAAAAUACACAAUACGCUAAAGUAUCAUGAAAUGAAAGAAUUUCGGAGAAUUGACGCUAUUAUAUUUGGUAACUUUUAAAAGCCUGAUAUUGCACCAAUAAAAUUGGUUCCUGCGACAAUUUUCCAGUGUUCAAAAACAGCGCUGUGUUAUAAUUUGUUAGCUGUAAUGGAAAUUUUCUUUAAUGUAGUUUUUAAAUCGAAUAAUAGCUAUGAAGUCUAGACGAUAAUUACACGUGCGUACAAGAUAUAAUUCAGAAUCCCGAUUGCCGGGUUUUUUUUAGUUUUUUUCAAGUAUUAAAAUUAUUCUGAGCUCAGUACUAAUUCCAGUUUUAAGAGACUUUUCAAAAACAUAUUUGCGUAUUUUUGUAAUUCUAGAUAUUAUUACCUAGAGUAUUUUAAACUAGAGACUGCUUCUAAUUAAGAUCAGUUCUGCGUAUUACGGUAGCUGCUAGUCUAUUUGACUAAUAAGGAAGAACUGAGCGAUUUUUUUCGAUAAGAUAUUGUUAAGGUAAAUGAUUUUACAAGUUUAUUUUAUAGUCAAUAAGGAAUUAUAUCACUUCAAUCUGUAAUCGAUUAGUUAUUUAUUUAUAAUUAAGAAUCCAAGAUUAUACAGGAAAAUUAGGAAUCUCUUGAUUGCUAUGCAUUUUCCCGAAAUAUUCUAAGCAAAACUGUUUCUUUGUGAUUCAUUCAAUCAAAUAACAAAAAGGGAUUUUGUACUAAAAUUGGAACCUUGUGAAAAUAUGCAUUCACCCACACGUGUCACAAGAGCUGCAGCUCCGUAUUUCGAUAUAUGAAUAAUUGAAGAAUAGUUUUAAGAUUUAAUAGUGUUUUAACGAUUUAAUGUACUGUGAAUUUUUGCAAAUAUUUCGAGAGCUUUUCUCUUUCUUUUUCUUUUUAUAAACUUUUCAUACUUUACUUUUAAAUCAUGACAAUUAUAUAUUGAGAUUUAGUUUAUUACUUUACGCAUACUUGCGUUAGAAAGAAAAACAAAUGGAUAAAUGAGGAGUUGC